This is a messenger RNA of Aphanomyces invadans, 1624 nucleotides long. RefSeq lists its product as hypothetical. Bases 8 to 1360 code for a protein of 450 amino acids. Gene Ontology annotation, molecular function: identical protein binding; transaminase activity; pyridoxal phosphate binding. The transcript has 6 exons. Gene Ontology annotation, biological process: arginine metabolic process. The record is from RefSeq and is a predicted model, not a curated record. Lineage: Eukaryota; Oomycota; Saprolegniomycetes; Saprolegniales; Verrucalvaceae.
AUUUGCCAUGUUGACCGCGUUGGUGUCUUGCCGCCACCGCGCGCUGUCCACCGCCAUCCGAUCAAUGCGAUCGUUUGGAUCUGCUGCGCUCGAUGAACAGCCUACUGCUGCCAUCUCGGCGGAAGCGGCGGAGAAUCAGUACAUUGUCAAGACGUACAACUCGAAUGGCGUCCGCACGCAAGAAGGCCUCGUGAUCACGCACGGGAAAGGACCGUAUCUGUUUGACUCACGCGGAAACAAGUAUUUGGACUUUUACUCGGGCAUUGCCGUGACCGCUUUAGGCCACGCGGACCCGGAAGUAGCUGCGGCUGUCGCGGAUCAAGCCGCGAAGCUAUGCCACGUGAGCAACCUCUUCCACUCGGAACCCCCGCUUCGCCUUGCGCAAACUCUGGUGGAAAACUCUGGCUUUGACAAGGUGUUCUUUGCGAACUCGGGCACUGAAGCCAACGAAGGCGCAUACAAGUUUGCGCGGCUAUACGCGAACAAGGUGACCCAGGGAACGGAACUUGAAGGGAAGAAGAACCACGUCAUUGCCUUCAAGGGCGGGUUCCACGGCCGGUCGUCCGGCGCACUGUCGUUGACGUACAAGCCCGCAAUUCGCGAGCCCUUCCUUCCGCUUGUGCCGGGCGUGUCCUUUGCCGAGUACAACAACUUGGACGACGUCCGCAACUUGAUUUCGGACCGGACGUGCGCCAUUUUUGUUGAGCCCAUCCAGGGUGAAGGCGGCGUCUUGCCUGCGAAACCCGACUUUCUUCGCGGACUUCGCGCGAUCUCCAACGAAUACAACGCGCUCUUGAUUUGCGACGAAGUACAGACGGGCCUCGGACGCACAGGCAAGCUCUUUGGCCACGAAGUGUAUGGCGUGCAACCGGAUAUCAUGACGCUGGCGAAGCCGCUGGCCAACGGACUUCCCAUCGGCGCCGUCCUCACGUUGAACAAGGUUGCGGAAGCUGUGCCUGCUGGAGCGCACGGAACGACCUUUGGCGGCAACCCUGUCGUGUGCGAAGCAGCGAACGUUGUUGUCAAUCGAUUGCUUCAGCCUGGCUUUUUGCUGAACGUGAAAAAGAUGGGCCGGUUGCUGGCUCAAGGACUCAAAGCAGUUCAAGCCAAAUACCCCAACAAAAUCACUCAAGUUCGAUUGCCUAUUGGUGAAGCAGGGUUGUAUGCAGGGGUCGAACUCGUCGGGCCUGCUGCUCCCAUCAUCGGAGACUUGGUGAACCACGGUGUGCUUGCCAUCACAGCUGGAGAAACGGUGAUUCGGCUGUGUCCUCCUCUGGUCGUGACGCAAGACGAUGUCCAAACGUUCCUCACGGCGUUCGAGGAAGCAGUCGCGAAAUACACUGUCUCGGCAGUCUCGUAGAAGCAGCUGUGUUGCUGUCUUUUUCACAGUGCAGGGGUCAUUAGAUCAACUUGUAUACUUACCUGCAUGUACGCGUCGGUCGACAUCGAUACGACGUCGACAUGAUGGAUAGCGUUGUCAGCCCGCAAUGCCGCAGAUUCGAGCAUCUAGUUGUUGUGCUGUCCUGCCUGCUUCACUUGACUUGUGGGGUCAAUGUCGCAAGUGUUAGAGGAGUCCCAACAACAAUUCUCUCCAUCGCUGUCAACUGGAGUCAAGAGACGGUGG